Molecule: messenger RNA, 5293 nt
Organism: Chilo suppressalis (striped riceborer)
Lineage: Eukaryota; Metazoa; Arthropoda; Insecta; Lepidoptera; Crambidae
Source: the annotation of a GenBank genome assembly
AUGUUUUUUAAAUCUAGGAGUUUCAAGGAAAAUUAUGUUUGUGAUGCCAAUAGUUUUUUAAAAGAGGUGGCAAAGAUGGGUGUGCAUCGGGGCAAGGCGGUUGCGCAUGCUUGGUGGACGUUGGUGUUGGCUCGACUAGUGUCGGCGGGCAUCUCCUGCCUUAGCAAUCCUUGUCAGCAUGGUAUUUGCAUCGACGACAUCAACAGCACAUAUUCCUGUUAUUGCGUGGACGGGUACACAGGCGUGCAAUGCCAGACGAAUUGGGACGAGUGCUGGUCAGAUCCCUGCCAGAAUGGAGGCACUUGCGUCGACGGCAUAGCCUCAUACAACUGUUCCUGCCCAGAUGGAUUCAUUGGAGAUAACUGCGAAACUAACUUUAACGAGUGCGAGUCGAAUCCUUGCAUGAACAAUGGCACAUGCGUCGACAUGACAAACGACUACGUCUGCUCGUGCUCUCCCGGCUACUCGGGCAAACACUGCGAACUGGACGUAGCUGUCUGCAACUCCACGGAAGAGGUCCGCUGCUAUAAUGGCGGACAAUGCAUCGAGGGACCUGGAUUCAAGUUCUACUGCAAAUGUUCUCCAGGUUGGGCCGGUCAAAAGUGUGAAGAUCAGAUAGACGAAUGUGAGUCAAACCCCUGUCAGAACGGAGGCGUCUGUAUCGAUAUUCAUGCUGAUUACAUGUGUGCUUGUGCUUUCGGGUUUACGGGAAAAAGUUGCGAGGUUCAGAUUGAAUUCUGUGAUGAGAAUUCUUGCAGCAACGGAGCCCUUUGCGUAGUCGAGGAAGGAGUGCGGGUUUGUUAUUGCGUCCCUGACUACCACGGCGAGCGAUGUGAGUUACAAUACGACGAGUGUCUAUUGGGACCUAGAUGUAUGAAUGGAGGAACAUGUAUUGAUGGUGUUGAUAAUUUUACAUGUUCAUGCCCUCCGAGAUUGACAGGAACCUUGUGCGAAUGCCUGAUCCUUGAAGAUGACUCGUACGACUGUGAAUACGUUAGUCCAACACCGUUGCCAGUAUCUACUCAGUCGGUGUUCAUCACCACCGAUAAAGAUGCGACCACUACUGAUUUAAGCACAGUUUCCACUACAAAAGCGUAUAAUGACACAACGCCUAGAACAAGCAUAACAAUGUCAGAAGAAACUCAGCCUUGGACAACAAGUAUAUCUGAUUUGACGACUUCUUCAACGACGGAUAUAAGUUUACCUACAACUUCUGAGUCUUCGUCAACCACAGUUACAGUAUAUUUGGAAACUACAUUAAUGUCAAACCAAACUACAACGUCCAAAGAUGAUAUAACCGUAACUCUGCCCACUUUGUCUUUGCAUUCGACUGAAGCAGUCGAGAUUACAACAGAAUGCGGUAAGAAUUGUGCAACUGAAUCAGAAAUCACAAUGACAAUCCCUACGACUAAUUUCGAAACUACAACUGACAUAACAACAGAAGUGACUGAAACAGAAACAACAUUUACAACGGCAAAAAGUACCACAGAGUUAACAGUGGUUACAGUUACUGAUACUGCAACAAUUGCAACUGUACCUCCUGAUAAAAUGACUACUACAGAGGCUGAAACAACUGCUGUUUCUAAAAAAGUUACUACAGAAAUAACAUCAACACCUGAAGGUGAUACAACCACACAAAAAAUGUUUACGGAUACUCCUACAGAACACGUGAUUACAGAUUAUUCUACUCCAUCUGGGUACACAACGACAGAACCAAUGGAUACAAGCACAGGAUUUGAUAAUACUACAUAUUUUUAUACAACAAUUCAAUCAGAAUGUACAGAUAACGUUUGUAAUCACGGUACUUGUAUAAAUACUCCACAUGGAAUUAGGUGUAAUUGCUACUUCAAUUAUGGAGGAAGAUUUUGCGAGGAGAAAAUAGAUAUCAGGUCUGCCGCUUUCGGUGGCAAUUCGUACAUAACCCACAAGCUGCGGAAUACAACAUCAAUUGAUAUAGAAUUCGACGCGAAGACUUUGAUAACUGAUGGUCAAAUGAUGCAGGUCGACAUUGCCAAAGGAGUAUACAUGCAACUGUUUAUGGUGUCAGGAUUGCUGAAAUUCAAAUUUUCGUGUGGUUAUCAAACGAUGCUCUUGAGUGAACUGAAAACUUUCGUCAAUAAAGGCUAUCUGAUGAAAAUAGAAACGAGAUUGGACUUGUAUUUGAAAGAACAACAUUGCAAUGCCACACUACGCCUCAACGAUACUGUGGCCAUGAGCGGUGGUCAAGUGGCUAACAUCUCAUCUCUGGAUCAUAACGCAACACUUCACUUAGGGAACUCUCCUAACGCAAAGGAACCGGAUAAUAAACCAUUUAUCGGAUGCAUUUCUAAAUUGAAAAUCAAUGGCGAGAAGCGUGAAGUGUUCGGUGAGGCAUUGGAGGCGUCAGAUGUAGCGGAAUGUUCUUCGCUAGCGUGCUUAUCGGCGCCAUGCCUGAACGGCGGCUCCUGUAGCGAUCUUGGAAGAGGAUACAUUUGCUCUUGUGCUAAUGGUUGGUCUGGUGAGCUUUGCAAUGAGUCGGUGUGUGAAAACAACCCGUGCCAAUCUGGCGGCAGUUGCGUGCGGCAUCCAGGAAGUGGAUUUCUAUGCCUUUGCCCUUACGGGAGGCAUGGCAUAUUUUGCGAAUACAGCGUUGAUAUAACAAGGCCGUCUCUUGCACCGAUCAGUACUGGAAUAUCUUCAUACCUGAUGUACCCACUGUCACACGCAGCGAUGAAUUCGGAUAGAUUUGACUUGCGUCUGCGCUUCCAAACUUCUGAUAUGGAUCAGAUUGCGUUGCUUGCCUUCAUCGGCCAAGCGGGCAGACACGAUUCCAGAAGUCAGCAUCUAGCCCUAGCUUUCGUGAAGGGCUACAUAAUGCUGACGUGGAAUAUGGGGAGCGGAGCUCGACGAGUGUUUACAUCGCGGGCGCUGAGCGCUCGGCGUGGCGGGCACACGGUGCGCGUGUGGCGACGCGGUCGGACCGCCGGCCUCGCGGUUGACGCGCGCUACAACGUGUCCGGCAACGCGCCCGCGCACGACAACAAGAUGACAACGCUGCCUUACGUCUACAUAGGUGGUCACCCGUCCGAGGGGUUCCACGAUCUGCCGCACGACCUGCCUUUGCACGCCGGGUGGCGAGGCUGCGUGUGGGAGGUCGGCGGCGCGUCGCUUGGCGCUCGCCCGCUCGGCGGCCGCGGCGUGGGGCAGUGCGGCGUGGCGCAGUGUACUGCACGCUCCUGCCGCGCGCCACGCGGUGUCUGCAUCCACUCGCCCGCCACUUACGGGUGUAUAUGUAACGAAGGCUGGUUUGGCGCUACCUGCUCAUCGCAGAGCAAUCCUUGCGACCACAACGUGACAGCGUGUCGUGGUCGCUGCGUACUCACCGCUGAUGGUGCUGAAUGCGACUGUCCUUAUGGGAAAACUUACCGAAACUGCGAUCAAGACUUAAUACCAUCAGAUGUACUAUUCACUGGCACUCGAUCUUACAUAGAAUUGCGACCGCGCCUCAUUUCCAGCGUGAGCUUAUCAUUCGAGGCAGAGGUGAAGCCAUCCAAAGAACGAGGACUUCUCAUAUUCGCGGAGACACCGCAUUUCUAUACGUCACUGUCCUUGCAAGGAGGACUGCUGGAAUAUAGGUGGACUGAUCGUUUGUCGGGGAUGACUUCCCUAGUCCGCAGUGGUGUGGUUGUCUCAUUAUCUCAAUGGCACAGCGUAAAGGCGGGUCGUUACGGCAGUCGCUUAUACGUGUGGGUAGACGGCGCGCUCAAUACAGACUCGCUCGUAGCGCACGCCUACCCUCACAAUAGCGCCGAUGCAUCCGUCCUACUUGGAGGUGCAAAAGAUUUGUCAUCGUUGCCUUUCGACGUGAUGUCUGGUCCGCCCGAAUCGUUUUCUGGCUGCAUUAGAAAUUUACACGUGAACAAUAUUCUGUUACCCUUGGAGCACCAGAAUAUUAAAGAGGGUCAAAACGUGGCAGAUUGCGAUGGCACCGUUUGCGGCGGCGAAUCCUGUCCGGGGGGCACGUGCGUGAUAGAGAAUGGUCGCGCUCGCUGCAUAUGCGGAGGGGGCGUGGCGGGCGCCAGGUGUAGGCGACACGCGGGCUGCACGCGUGCCACGUGCGCGUCACCCGGGGGCCACUGCCGUCGGGGGCAGUGCGUUUGCUCUGCUGGCUUCGGCGGCCCGUACUGUGAAACCAAGAUAAACGUAACGGUGCCCCACUUUAACGGGGCCGCGUUAUUGUCACUGGGGCGCGCGUUGGGUCCGCACAGACGUGCGGGCGAGCAGCGCGCCCUGCGGCGGCCCGAAUACAUCGCGCUCAACUUCACCACCGCGCAAACGGGCGGCCUACUGUUAUGGGUUGAUAUGGACGAAGAUUAUCUAGGUCUAGGACUAGAAAACGGCUUCCUGAAGCUGGUGUGGUCAUUCAGCUUCAAUAACUCUACUCUCGAACUACUAAGUGAAAAGAGUGAGAAUCGGAACAACAACAGCAUUAGACGUUUGGUCCGAUUGGUGCCUCAUGCGGGAUUCUUGGCCGACGCUGAGUGGCAUCAGCUGAUAAUUAGGUUAGACGAAGAUAACAUAACACUGAACGUUGACCAAGUGUUGGCAUACGUGGAGGAACCAGGCUUAAGGAGAGAACACAACUACGAUGAUGUUCAGGUUUACAUAGGUGGCGUAAAUGACCUCGAGAAUAAAGUAGCAAAGAAAAUCUUCCCCAAUAACUUCAAAGGUUGCAUGGACCACAUAUCUACAGAAGAAAACAACUUCACAAAUUUCACGGACGUUUACAGCGAAAACAUCAAAUCGUGCCAAUUGCUCCCAAUAACGUAGCGAUUUUAGGGCAGGAGCUAAACUCAAACCGUAUUUAUUAUUUGAAAACGUCGACUAAAGUUAGGCUUGAUUUAAAACUAAUGUUGGCUCAGUCUUCUUUUUAGUAAAAAAAAGUGACAGCAUCCGUUUAAAUUCAGGUUUAACUUAAGUCUACGUUUUGUAAUAAGACGGAAAGCCUUUUUUAUACAAACAUUUGUAUAAAAAUUAAAAUCAUGCGUUUUUUAGUUAAUAAGGAUGUGUGACAGUAGUUAAUGCUCAUAGUACAAAGUUUUCUAGUCUUCUGAUGGACCAAAGAUGCCUUAUUUGUAAGCCUAUUAUUAUUUAUUUAUUGUUUCGUAUUUGUGUAUAUUUUCGAAAUAAACCUAUCUAGAUUACAAAUUUUCCUACUAACAGUCCUCCAAUUCAACAAUGAAUUUUAAUUAAGGAAAAUGUUGUUAUUUGUAGAAAGAAAAUAAAAAGAUUGUCGUACACAAAAAUAUAGUUU